AUGGCAGCUGAGAAUGCAAAUUACACAACUCGUCCUGCCGACCUUCUUAUGGCCGCCAGCCCAAACAAUAUUAACGCCGUUCCUCACUUAUUGACGGAGAUCACCAACGAUAUCAAUAGCCUGGCCAAUGGAACCGAUGAAGACCGAAAAGAUGUCCUCGUUAAGUGUAGAGCCUUAGUGAAAGCUCUAGAGACUCCUCGAGAGACGAUGGUUGACCACUGUUGGGGCCAGAUCGGUGCGAUAUCUGCUAUAGGCUUUGGCGUGGACGUAGGAUUAUGGGUGUUAAUGGCCCAGAAUGGCGAGAAACCCCAGAAGGUCACUGAUCUAGCCGUGAGCCUCGGGGUCGACUCCCAGCUUCUCAGGCGGCUGAUGCGACAUGUCUGUGCCAUGGGGCUACUCAUCGAGGUUAGCGAAGAUACAUACAAGUCCACAAACUUUACCCGGGCACUGAGUCUUCCUCAGAUUGGACAUGGGUAUCUUGGACUUACCGCAUGCACUGGUUCAGCAACGUUGAAGUUCCACGAAUUUUCCCGGCGGCGAGGCUGGGUGAAUCCCACAGAUUCUCAGGACACGUCACUGAUGUAUGCGUAUGGCACCGACAAGGGCAUUUUUUCCUGGGUACAGGAUGCAGGCUAUGGGCAACACCUGAAUGAUUACCUCGGUGGUUAUAACCUAGGUCGCCCCCUGUGGAUGGAUCCCGGUGUUUAUCCUGUGAAGGAGAGACUGAUCGACGGCGCCGAUCCAAGUCCUGAUGCAGCAUUCCUCGUGGACAUAGGAGGCAACGUGGGCCAUGACCUGGCGAGAUUCCACAGUCGCUAUCCAGACGCACCUGGUAGAUUGAUUCUUCAAGACUUGCCGAUGAUGAUUCGCCAAAUCAAGGAUUUAGAUCCAGCUAUCAUCCGAAUGGAGUAUAACUUCCAUCACGAACAGCCAGUCAAAGGUGCCCGUGCAUAUUAUAUACACUCCACUUUACACAACUGGCCAGAUGACGUAUGUGAGAGCAUACUCCAACAAGUCAAAAAGGCCAUGAAGCCCGGGUAUAGCAGACUAUUGAUCAACGAGAUCGUUGUGCCAUCUGUUGAUGCUCAUUGGGAGACUACAGGACUGGAUAUGAUGAUGCUCACCCUGUUCUCUUCCGAAGAGCGGACUAGCCCAGCUUGGUACGACUUGAUUGAGAGAAGAGUGGGGUUGAAGAUUGUUAAAAUAUGGAGUGCUGGGAAAGGAGUAGAAAGCCUGAUUGAGUGUGGUCUGUGA
Molecule: messenger RNA, 1254 nt
Organism: Penicillium paradoxum
Lineage: Eukaryota; Fungi; Ascomycota; Eurotiomycetes; Eurotiales; Aspergillaceae
Product: O-methyltransferase family 2
Exons: 5
Coding region: 1-1254 (417 amino acids)
Molecular function (GO): O-methyltransferase activity
Source: RefSeq, a predicted model, not a curated record